GUCAUGAACGGACUUUUCCUGUGAAGAGAGGCGGCGGCAUUGACAGGGUGCAACUGCCACACAUACACUGGAAGUGACCGCGGCUGCUGGCGGUGGGCGACUUCGCUUUGUUCCUCGGCUUGUUAACCAGGCCCGGCUCUCUCUUCACGGCAGAGUUCAGAAUUGCACUACCAUGUCCACGGUGGCUUCUCUGCUGUAAGCACACGAAGGUUAUGCUGCCCAAAAGCUGUCUGAGUCCCAGUGAGAAAGAGAAGGGCUAAAGCCGCACCGAUCCAAACCAGCUUUCCAGAGCCUCUCCAGCAGCGACUCCACUGCGGAGCCAUGAGCAACCCCAGCGCUCCCAAACAGAUUACAGAUGCCGUGGCAUCGGUUAUUCACAGUCCAGAGGCCCCUGCCUCACUACACGGGACUUUGCGCCCUGAAGAUGAAGAUGAUGGGGACCUGAACAAAGCCUUGGGCGUCCAGCGCUUCCAGCAGAUCCUCAGCCCUGCUGCUGCAGUACCUGAUGAACAGCACCACACCUACCAUGAGGAGGACAUUGAAUACCACCGUCACUCCUCUCACCACAUCCACCGACCUCUGUCGAAACUGCCCCCCGAGGGACGCAGGAAGAAGAGCAGCAAGAAGAGGAGACGGGAUAAGGAUCACAAAAGCAGCCAUGCUCCCAGCAGCGGCCCCAUCGAGGAGGGAGAGGAUGAGGAGGAGGAGGAAGAGGAGGAGGGGACGGAGACAACCUCUGCUCCAGCUGAGUCUGAGAGAGUCAAAGAUGUGGAGUUCUUUGUUUCGGAUGAAGACCACGAGGCCAGAGAGCGUCCUCACUCAGCCCGUGAGCUGGACAUCGUGCCGCAAUCUGGGGAGGGAGCAGAUUCUGAAGAUGCAAGUUCCUCAGAUAAGCUGACCUCACCUGACGCCCCCAGCCCCACUCCUCAGUCAGUGCCAGCUGAACACAUACCACUGGCCCGGGUGUCCUCCGCCAGCCGCAGCUACGACCUGCAGGAGCGCCGGCGCACAGGCAACAUGACGGGUGCUGAGCAGGCCAAGUACCAGCGCAUCCCUACUGACGAGAGCGAGGCUCAGACGCUGGCCUCCGCAGACCUGGACGGCAUCAAGAGUCAUCGCUUCGAAGAUGUUCCUGGCGUGCGCAGACACCUGGUCAGAAAGAGCACCAAGGGACAAGUGGUGCACACUGGCAAGGACCACAAAGAGCCGACCACGCGCAGCCGAAAGCAGGACCGAACCCCGCAUGAGCCGUCAUCGGUAGUUCUGUACCGCUCCGCCUCGCGGCUAGAAGGCGUCCUGCUGGACGUGGACUUCAGUCAAAUGGCUCAGUACCAGAAGGUGUUUGUGGAGCUGAAUGAGCUGACUAUGGACAAGAACCAGGAGAUGCAGUGGAAGGAGACAGCUCGAUGGAUCAAGUUUGAGGAGGACGUGGAGGAGGAGACCGACCGCUGGGGGAAACCUCAUGUGGCCUCGCUGUCUUUCCGCAGUUUGCUGGAGCUUCGAAAGACCAUCUCACACGGUGCAGUGCUGCUGGACCUGGACCAGAAGACCCUGCCCGGCAUCGCCCACCAGGUGGUUGAGCAGAUGAUCAUUUCUGACCAGAUCAAGGCUGAGGACCGAGCCAACGUCCUGAGAGCCCUGCUGCUGAAACACAGUCACCCGAGCGAUGAGAAGGAGCACAGUAGCCCUUUUCCCAGGAACAUCUCCGCAGCCAGCCUGGGCAGUCUGAUAACGCAUCACCACAGUGCCAAUCACACCCAUCAGCCAGAACCAUCGGUGACCGACCCACUCAUGGGCACCGCCCACGCCACGGGGGAGACCGACACGCGCAUCGACAUGGAGAAGAAUGAGGUACAGCAGAAGGAGCCGACCUUGGCGCCCGGCAUGCAUCGAUCCAAAUCCAAACAUGAGCUGAAGCUGCUGGAGAAGAUUCCCGAAAAUGCUGAGGCCACUGUUGUCCUUGUGGGCAGCGUGGACUUCCUGGAGCAGCCCACCAUGGCGUUCGUGCGGCUGCAGGAGGCGGUGGAGCUGGAGUCCGUCCUCGAGGUCCCCGUGCCAGUCAGGUUUCUCUUCGUUCUGCUGGGACCGCCCACCACCAGCAUGGACUAUCACCAGAUAGGACGCUCCAUCUCCACACUCAUGUCUGACAAGCAAUUCCACGAGGCAGCCUACCUGGCAGACGACAGGCAGGACCUGCUGAACGCCAUCAACAGCUUCCUGGACUGCAGCAUCGUGCUGCCGCCUUCAGAGAUGGGAGGCGAUGAGCUGUUGCGCUCGGUCGCUCGCUUUCAGAGGGAGAUGCUGCGUAAGCGAGAGGAGCAGGAGGUCAAGCUGUUGGCCAAGGAGCCUAAAAGCCUUGAAGAAAAAGAGGCCCUCCUCACACCCUCGAAAAAGUCAGACGACCCUUUACAGCGCACCGGACGACCCUUCGGUGGGCUGAUACGAGACGUGCGGCGCCGUUACCCAAAGUACAUCAGUGACUUCAAGGACGCCCUGAACAGUCAGUGCAUGGCUGCUGUUAUCUUUAUCUACUUUGCUGCCCUCUCGCCAGCCAUUACAUUCGGAGGCCUACUGGGAGAGAAGACGGAAGGUCUGAUUGGUGUUUCCGAGCUGAUCGUGUCGACAGCAGUGCAGGGUGUGAUCUUCUGCUUGCUCGGUGCGCAGCCGCUACUCGUUGUGGGCUUCUCCGGACCCCUGCUGGUCUUUGAAGAAGCCUUUUACAGUUUCUGCAAAGCGAAUGAAAUGGAGUACCUGACGGGCCGCGUCUGGAUCGGGUUCUGGCUCAUCAUCAUCGUGAUCAUCACGGUGGCCUUCGAGGGGAGCUUCCUGGUCCGCUUCGUCUCCCGCUUCACCCAGGAGAUCUUCUCUUUCCUCAUCUCCCUCAUCUUCAUCUGCGAGACCUUCAUCAAGCUUGGCAGGAUUUUCAAGGAGCACCCGCUGAAACGUUGCUCCCUGGACAACAGCACAGGAGGGGACACCUCGACAGAAAACAUCACACUCAUGCUGAGCAACAGCACCCAGCCCGUGACGGUGUCGGUCCGAGGCGAGCCCAACACCGCGCUGCUCUCUCUGGUUCUCAUGGCCGGAACAUUUUUCAUCGCUUUCUACCUGCGCAAGUUCAAGAACAGUGCAUUCUUCCCCGGAAGGUUUCGCAGGAUUAUUGGAGAUUUCGGUGUGCCAAUUGCAAUCCUCAUCAUGGUCCUGGUGGAUUACUGCAUAAAUGACACAUACACACAGAAACUGAGUGUUCCUCGAGGUUUCUCUGUGACGAGUCCCUCCAAACGUGGCUGGAUCAUCAGUCCUCUGGGUACAAAUGGCGAAUUCCCCAUCUGGAUGAUGUUUGCCUGCUGUUUGCCCGCUCUGCUGGUUUUUAUCCUGAUCUUCAUGGAGACUCAGAUCACCACCCUGAUAGUGAGUAAGAAGGAGCGGAUGCUGGUGAAGGGUUCUGGUUUCCAUCUGGACCUGCUGCUGAUCGUGGUGCUGGGCGGCAGCUCGGCUCUGUUCGGCCUGCCGUGGAUGGCCGCCGCGACCGUCCGCUCAGUGACCCAUGUCAACGCCCUGACCGUCAUGAGUAAGGCCGUCGCCCCCGGAGACAAGCCUCGCAUCCAGGAGGUGAAGGAGCAGAGGGUGACCGGGCUCCUGGUGGCCAUCAUGGUUGGUAUGUCCAUUGUGAUAGGCGACCUGCUGCGUCAGAUCCCCCUUGCGGUGCUGUUUGGUAUCUUCCUCUACAUGGGUGUGAUGUCCCUCAAUGGCAUCCAGCUAACAGAGCGGAUGAUGCUGCUGCUCAUGCCACCAAAGUAUCACCCUGACCACACCUACGUGCGCAAGGUCCGUACCCUGCGCAUGCAUCUGUUCACCUGCAUCCAGCUGGUGUGUAUUGGGGUUCUGUGGGCUGUCAUGUCGACCCAGGCGUCGCUGGCUUUCCCCUUCGUCCUCAUCCUCACUGUCCCGGUCAAGAUGUUCCUGCUGCGCCGCAUCUUCACCGUCAGAGAGAUUGCAUGCCUGGAUGCGGACGACGCAGAGCCGAAGUUUGACGAACGCGACUGUCACGAUGAGUACUCUGAGAUGCACAUGCCUGUGUAACCCCGCAGCGAGCCCUCGUAUCACCGCUUAACGCUUCUUAGUGGACACCAAAAUCUGUCAACCGCUCUACCGACCAAUGAGUCCUUCAAACCUGAAACACUCACCAUUUGAUGCCACGUCACUGUGCACCGCCGGCCCUCUUCGCUAGCGCUGAGACAUGAACGUGCAGUAUGUCGGAGGUCUGGUGGCUUGUUGCUGUGGUCAAACUUUUUGAGUUGCUUCGUGUCAGAUUGUUGGCAGGCGAGUGAAAUCCAUCUGAGGAGAUCAAACAGAGCUUGUGUUCACUCAGAAUAUAGUUUUUUUAAAAUACAUAUUUCAGGGGACAAGAGAUUCCAAAUCGAAUGACGUGAUAUCGAGCUCAAAAUGAAAUGCGAUUACAGUAGCUGAUAGAUUUGCAAAACUGAUUAAUUUUUAGCCCUGAAAGGUUGCUCUGAUUCACAUUGAAUAUGUGGAGGAUAUAUGGGACUUAUUCUUUUAUAUUAACAUGCUGAGUUAUUGCUGUUUAAGUUUGUCGCAUUUUUUUCAUGUUUUAAGCUCACCAAGCGCCUUAUGAAGGAAAUAAAACAGUAUACUGAGAGGUGUUUUUUUUUCCCUCAUUCUGUCUUAUUUUAGACAGCUGAUCACUUUACCCGCCUCCUGAUGCUCGUAGCACUUUUUUUAAGACACCAAAUCUGAACAAUGACUGUAUUUUAUGUAAUUCUCCUUAGCGUCCUCUUUAAUCACAUGAAUAUCAGUGUUGCUUAGGUUGCUUCUUCAAUGACUACCUGUGAUUGAUUUUUAGCCUGUCCUUCGCUAAUCAUACUUUUUUUCUUGUUCUGAAAUGCAGCAGUUUAGAUGAUAGAAGUGGAACUUUGUAUGUGCAGUGAAUUAAAAUCACCAGACAGAGAGGGAGCCUGUGGGAGACCUUGCAGAACUGUGAUGAUGGCGCACCAAAAAAACCCCCAAAAAAACAGUACAUAAAAAUGCAAUUUCUCAUUACACUAAUGCCAUGACAAUGUGUUUGUCAUCAUAACACAUUUUUUAGUAGAACAUUAACACAGUGGCAUAAGAAAUAUACUCUAAAUGUCUCCACGCACAUGUGUAGGGCACUAAUGUACUAAUGAAGACUUUGUUUUGGGGUCUCACUUGGUGUGGUUGAUUAAUGGGAAUCACUAUAAUGUAAUUUCUUUGUCCAAGUGCCAAAUGUCUCGUGUAAAUAGUUUUCUAAUCAGAACAAUAAGCUGCAGUCCAGCCAUCUCACAUCUCCUAAUGUUGUCGUUAGCCGAAAUUAACAAAACGUCACAGUAUAACAUUCCUUGUUUGUUUGGUUUUUUUUUUUUUUUUUGACAUUGUCCAAUUGUUGAAACAUUUCACUCACGCUCAUGGGAACUUGGUCGACCAAAUUUCCACACAAGCCGUGUAGACAAUCUCAAUAUUCAUGCAUUACUGAGAGGGAAGGAUUUUAAAAAUAUAUGUGUGUAUUUUGUUUUGUGUCAUGUUGUAUCAGUGUGACAUGGAUUGGUUAAAGCUUUGACUGUGUCAAAUAACUAAAAUUUUCGGUCAUCUGUUACUCUCAUCGUGUGUGUUUCAGACACUAGUUUUCCCUCUGAACUGGCCCAUCUCAGCCUGACUGUCGUUGUGAUCUUGUGCCUGUUUGGUGUCACGACGGUGCACAAAAUCUCAAGUGCCUGCGGGACCAUGAAAUGAUCAGCUACAGGUGUCUGUCGUGUUUGUGAGGAUGACACACGCGUCGUAGUAGUUUGCACUUUCGAGACACUCAUAAAUCAAACAUCUCUCCGUUAUUUAUCUGUUGCAAUAUGAGGCAUUAUUGCUGUUUUUGAAGAUUUGUUUGGAGUCUGUCACAGAACCUUGGAUGUGGACAUUGAAGGGGAUUUUAAUGAGAAGUAGGCAGUGGAGUACAGUGUCAGUUUUGUGUUUGCUUUUUGUGCCUGUGGAUGGAGUGAACGUAAUCUGUGUAUGCCAAAGUAUCUGUCAAAGUCGUGAAACGCUGAUACGAUAUGUUGUUCCAUUUCAAAAGCAAUAAAUAUGUCUGAAAGGCUAUUGCUGAUGUUCCCUGAUGAACAUUGAUGGUUGAAAUAUUGAUGACAAAUAAAAAGUUAUUUUCUAUUUA
This is a messenger RNA of Chelmon rostratus (copperband butterflyfish), 6193 nucleotides long. It is a transcript of the gene slc4a2b, whose product is annotated as solute carrier family 4 member 2b. Bases 322 to 4083 code for a protein of 1253 amino acids. Gene Ontology annotation, cellular component: apical plasma membrane; plasma membrane; basolateral plasma membrane. The record is from RefSeq and is a predicted model, not a curated record. The transcript has 25 exons. NCBI's taxonomy places the organism in Eukaryota, Metazoa, Chordata, Actinopteri, Chaetodontiformes, Chaetodontidae. Gene Ontology annotation, biological process: monoatomic anion transport; transmembrane transport; bicarbonate transport. Gene Ontology annotation, molecular function: solute:inorganic anion antiporter activity; monoatomic anion transmembrane transporter activity.